Galendromus occidentalis (western predatory mite) is the source of this 1439-nucleotide messenger RNA. It is a transcript of the gene MCU, whose product is annotated as mitochondrial calcium uniporter. Bases 108 to 878 code for a protein of 256 amino acids. The transcript is spliced from 6 exons. Gene Ontology annotation, cellular component: uniplex complex. Gene Ontology annotation, biological process: calcium import into the mitochondrion; mitochondrial calcium ion homeostasis. The record is from RefSeq and is a predicted model, not a curated record. NCBI's taxonomy places the organism in Eukaryota, Metazoa, Arthropoda, Arachnida, Mesostigmata, Phytoseiidae. Gene Ontology annotation, molecular function: calcium channel activity; uniporter activity.
CCGUAUCCUAUUAUAAAGGCCUGCCCUCGAUCAUUCUGCCACUGCCAUCGCGCGCUGAGCGAUGCAAAUUCACAGUGCGUCCGAUCGGCAACACGCUUCAGGAUCUGAUGGACGCGAUCCGGAACGAAGAUCAUGGGGUGGAUUUCCUUGUAGCACAUACCUUAGAGGGCUACCGUAUCGCCGGCAACACAAGCAUCGAGCUUUUGCUGCAGAGUCCCUUCAAUCUCACAGUCAAUAACACUGUAUACAAAGUGGAACCUCCUGAAACGCAGGCGAAGCUCUCCUCAGAGGAAGAGGAGUCGCUCGCAGAUGUGAAAAAACUCGUCAAUCGUCUGUUCGAGAAUCUGACUGUGUCAGAGCAUCAACUUGAACAGGAAAGGAAAAUUCUGGAGAAGAUCGAGCAAAUACAAUUUGAAGUGGGACCUCUGGAGAAAUUGAAAGAUGAGGUUGCCCGUCAGUCUCAGCGCCGGACCACCAUAAUCGGCUGGACUGGCCUGGGUCUCAUGGGAGUACAGUUCGGUGUACUCUCUCGUCUCACGUGGUGGGAGUACUCCUGGGACAUAAUGGAGCCUGUAACAUACUUCGUUACAUACGGUACUAGCAUGGCCGCCUAUGCGUACUUCAUGGUGACGAAACAAGAUUACUACCUGCCCGACGUGAGAGAUCGUGAAUUCCUGAAAGCCUUUUGGAAAGGGGCGAAACACCGCGGUUUGGAUCUUGAACGAUACAAUGAGCUUCGGAAUAGUCUAGCAGAGUGCCAAGAAGAGCUAAGACGCCUACGCGAUCCGUUACAAAAGCAUUUGCCACUAAGAGAGAUUUGCGACGAUUGUGUGCUGCAUAAGGGACUCGAAGAAAAGAGAAGGAAAGACGAAUACUAGAAAUAUUCCUGGCGAUGAUUAAUUUGUUUGUUAUAGAGCCUUUAAAGAAUACUUAUCGGCUUGCGGGCGAAGGGUGUGUCGUCCGCCCAUCACCCGCGAUGAAAGUUAUUCCCAAGUUCGUAUGCAACCCGUUGGCUCGAGGCUGCAAUCCUGAUCACGGCGUCGGUCAGGACGAACUGCUAUCCCCAGUACCCGAACUCAUAGCAAGUUUCUGGACCGGCUAGAGGUCUCUGAGAUUCUUCAUUCGUCCGGAAACCCCGGUUUCUCGUAGUUGAGCCCGAUGCUCUGAUGAUCCCAUAAUGCUUAAAGCCUCCACCCGACGUCGGAUAAUCAUGAGCUUGAGAGAAAACGUUAUCAUCAGAGAGCCAACCGACGAGCGGAGAAAGAUUUAAUUUUGCCAAGGUGGGCGGCAAAACUACAUUCGUAGGCGGGUCGAAACCCUCGUUCAAACAAGCCUAGAUUCCACCGAUUGAUGCACAUUCGACGAUCCAAUCUCUCUAAGGCAAAUGCUUCUGGGCGGUCGAUAAUGCCUUCAUCAGAAUAAAACGAUCCAAAGAGAAA